CAGACGAGUACCAACCAUUUCGUCACAUUAUAGGGACCCUGAUAAUCUAACAUAAUUAUCAAUUUAAUGGAAACAGUUUAGUUUUUUUUUUUUUUUUUAUUAGUUUGAGGGCGAUGAAGAUCCGGAGAACGUUAUGAUUGAUAUCUAAUUAAAAGAGUUUUUUUUUUUUUAAGGGAAGAAUUAGAAAGUUAUAACGAAGAAAACAAACAGAAAAGCAAAGAAUCCGGAUGGAAAAGGAAGAAACCCAACUGACAACAGGUGCAGACCAUCUAUCAUCAGUAAAGUACUACAUAUUGAGACCUACAAAGAUUUUCCUACAAAGAACCAAACUAACUGACAUAAUAUAAGAAACAAGAAGUACAAAACAAGAGGAUUCGGGGGAUAUAGACAAUAUUAAAACCCUAUUACAAGAAAGGAGAAGAAAAACAACUUGAUGCCUCCUCUCUUCUGCAACUUUUGACAUGGCAGAAGUGGAAAAUUAUACUUACGUGGUGGUAGGAGGAGGCAUCGCUGGAGUCACUUGUGCGGAACACUUGUAUAUCCUACAUCCAGAGGAGAGAACAUUAGUCAUCACUGCCUCGGCACUCAUCAAGGCAGUCACCAACGUCCUGCCACUAACGAAAACACUUGAUGCCUUUGAUGUGGAAGAGAGGAAUGCCGAGUAUUUAGAGAAUCAGUGCCCCAACGUCACUGCACUGUUAUCGAGAUGCUGUGGAAAGGCUCGAUGCAAAAGAACAGUGUGUUUACGUAUCUUCAGGCAAAAAAUUCAAAUAAAAAAGCUAUGCAUUUGCACCGGAGCGAUUCCCAAAGUCAUAGCAGAAGACAGCCCUUAUGUGAUGUGGAUACGUGACACAGAAUCCGUGUGCCAGUUUCAGGCGAGAAUGAAGGGUGCUCGGAGAAUAUUGAUUGUGGGGAAUGGAGGAAUUGCGACAGAGAUGGUGUACGAAGUGACAGGCAUAGAGAUUGUCUGGGCCAUAAAGGACAAGCACAUGACAGCCAACUUCAUUGACCCUGGAGCUGCAGAGUUCCUCCGAUCUGAGCUUUCGAAGGAGAAGAGCGAUGUAACUGGACCUUCAAAGAGGCGGAAAUACACCGUGGAUGAGAAAGAGAGGGUUUCGGCAGUCAUGGGUGGAGCCUUGGGUCCUGACUGGCACUCCGGCUUGGAGCUGAGGGGGAGCAACCAGCGCAGUGUCACCCUCGAGACAGAGGUGGAGGUGAAGGAAAUUCUCGAGCCAGACAAAUUCAGGCAGUCGGGAAAAGAGCUAACGAGGCUGAGUGGGGAGGAAGUUGACUGGCCUGUCUAUGUGGAGCUAACCAACGGCAAGGUCUAUGGUUGUGAUUUCAUCGUGUCGGCAACAGGCGUGACACCGAAUGUUGAAAAAUUACUAGCGGGAAAUAACCUGAGCGUAGGAGAGGAUGGAGGCCUCGUCAUCAACGAACAAGACAAAAAUGUAUAUGCUGCGGGGGGCACGCCUGGCUGGGAAAAGGCACGGCAUUGGUUUCAGAUGAGGCUGUGGACGCAAGCAAGGCAAAUGGGAUCUUACGCGGCGAAGUGCAUGUGGGCAUCACUCUCAGGCGAAGAAAUCUACAUGGAUUUCUGCUUUGAGCUCUUUGCCCACGCGACCCGGUUCUUCGGCUACAAAGUCAUCAUUCUGGGCCUCUUCAAUGGCCAAGGGCUGGAGGGGAAGUACGAAAUUCUCCUCAGAUACACGAAAGGGAUGGAGUACAUCAAGUGCGUGAUGGUGGACGGGCGAAUGCAGGGGGCGGUGCUCCUUGGGGAGACCGACCUCGAGGAAACCUUCGAGAACCUCAUCCUCAACCAGAUGGACUUGUCCCCCUAUGGCGAGGACCUCCUCAAUCCUGAUGUUGAUAUUGAAGAUUAUUUUGAUUAAGCUGUUUGCGAUCUUGUUCUCUUUGUAUCUCUCUCUCUUCCUUUCUUUGUGUCUCUCUCUCUCUCUCUCUCUCUCUCUCUCUCUCUCUCUCUCUCUCUCUCUCUCUCUCUCUCUCUCUCUCU
This is a messenger RNA of Penaeus vannamei (Pacific white shrimp), 2014 nucleotides long. The record is from RefSeq and is a predicted model, not a curated record. Lineage: Eukaryota; Metazoa; Arthropoda; Malacostraca; Decapoda; Penaeidae.